Messenger RNA from Lobosporangium transversale, 1032 nucleotides. RefSeq lists its product as hypothetical. The record is from RefSeq and is a predicted model, not a curated record. The transcript has 3 exons. Gene Ontology annotation, biological process: glutathione metabolic process. Bases 55 to 870 code for a protein of 271 amino acids. Lineage: Eukaryota; Fungi; Mortierellomycota; Mortierellomycetes; Mortierellales; Mortierellaceae. Gene Ontology annotation, molecular function: glutathione transferase activity.
CCUCAAUCUUUCUCAAAACACCGUUACAUUUAGUCUUACACAUACUACACAAUCAUGACACCACAGCCUGAAAAAAGACCAAAGAUUAGUUACAAGUCUGAGAACCCAUCCUUUACUUCCUACGAGAAGACUCGUCUUCUGGAGGAGACAGAUGAAAAGGAUUUGCACUAUACAUUCCUUUACUGGGACAUCGCAUCUGUUGGGUCCACAUCAAGAGAUAUCCUUUAUUAUGGUAAAGCCAACUUCACUCUUCAGUCCCCUUCAGAAGAUGAAUGGAAUUCAGGCAAAGUCUAUACUGCUUUCUCUUUCUUGCCUAUGCUGAAGAUCACGGCUCCAAAUGGGAAGACUCUUGACUUAUCGGAAUCUAUGGUUAUUGACGUGUUUUUGGCAGAGAGGUUUGGCCUCCUUGGCGAGAACAAAUGGGAAUCUUUGACGAUCCAGUCGUUCUAUUCAAGCAUCCACUAUUUGCGGGAGCGUACUUUCUCUGAAGUUGCUGAUGUCCCCAAAGAACAUCGCAAGCGCACUCGUGACACCUUUCUGUCGUACACUUUGAAGCGAUUCCUUGAGGAUCACGAGUUCCAUUUAAAAGAGAACGGAAACAAUGGUCAUUAUGUUGGUGACAAACUCUCGCUUGCGGAUCUCCAUCUAGCUAACAUCAUCCACUUUUAUACGACCCUUCCUUGGGGUCAGAUGGCUAUUGAUGUCUUCAAAAACUACGAAGCUGUUUGGAAGGUCAAGGAGACUGUUGACAAGGUCGAGGAGCUGAAAGCUUGGUAUUCCUCAGAUAAAUUCAAACAUUAUGAGCAAGGCUCCAUUAAAUGGUACGAACGUCUAGUGGUUCCUGGUGAGGAGAAGUCAAAGGAAGAGUAGAAGGGAAAAUAUGCAUCGUGAACUAGGCUCAAGUUUUUUUCUUUCCUUGUAGCACUCUCGAUGUAAACAUGCACCUCGAUUGACAUUCGAUUCAACUUGUUUAUUUAUUUAUUUUUUAUAUACAAAUGUUCAUACAAUAAAUAUUAAAGUAAGUCUAUGGGC